Loa loa (African eye worm) is the source of this 3271-nucleotide messenger RNA. Its product is annotated as integrator complex subunit 4. Bases 71 to 3178 code for a protein of 1035 amino acids. The transcript is spliced from 20 exons. Gene Ontology annotation, cellular component: integrator complex. Gene Ontology annotation, biological process: snRNA processing. Lineage: Eukaryota; Metazoa; Nematoda; Chromadorea; Rhabditida; Onchocercidae. The record is from RefSeq and is a predicted model, not a curated record.
CACAAAUCUAACGGACUACCUGUUGACAAGCGAUGAAAUCGUUACAUUUUGUCGACUCAGAACAUAACUGAUGCAACAAGAGAGGAUGUCUGCAUCGAAGUAUUCGAAGGACCUGCAAUGCCGAUCGCUACAUCGGCUAAAGCGUGAGAGACCUGGUGAUACAUCACAGAUCUCGAAGGUCAUGUUCCCACAUGAAGUCACCAAAGUGCUGGCUGCUAUAUCAUCAUCAACGGUACCACCGGAUUCGAAGAGACCACGCUUACACUCUGUUCCGAGUACUCAAUCUGAGAAAAUGGGAUUAAAGCUGUCUGGUCGAAUCCCCCAUAUGGUACUGGAAGAGUGCCUGAAAUGCACAGAAAAUGGCGAUAAGUUGGGGGUAUUGUCACGCUUGCGAGAAUUCUUCGGAGAACAUUUGUCUGUUCUCAGUGCUGAUUCACAGUUUUAUUGCGCAAAGCUUUUGAUUCAAAUAGCAUCAUCUUCAAGAAUUGUGACUAUAACUAAUACUUGCUUACUCUACGCACUUCAUAUCUGCAAAUCAGCCGAUAUGAAGCAAAAUAUAUGGGACGAAAUCGUGACAUUGAUGGCCGAUGAUAAGGAUAAAAAGGAAACAGGUGUAUUUCAUCGACCUGCUGUAUAUGCUUCAUUGCUAGCUCUUUUUGAGUGGGCACUAUCUGAAGGCUUGAAAAUAGGUCAAUACAUACAGGAAAUGAAUUGUAUGGCUGAGGAAAGCGUGCGUUCAACCGACCAAAACAAUCGCAUUGCUGCUAUUAAUCUUUUUGUGACGUGUCUGUUAAAAAGCAAGGAGCAAUGUUCGAUACAAGAGUUCCUGUGGCUCGAAAAACUUUUGUCGACAAUGGCGGAAGAUCGCGAUUCACGGGUGCGAAUAGCCGCAGUAAAGGGUCUUUCAGCGAUGGCUACGAGUGGGCGUUUACUCAGUUUUUCUCUUUAUCAGCAAGUGAAAAAUUUGUGUGAAAACUCGUCAAAAAUAGUUCGAAAAGAAGCGCUGUAUAUAUUGAAAGCAUUUGCAGACUAUCGCCCCGAAAUGGAAGUCAUUGGUCGAAACGGUGCAAAACUGCGGUUAGUGGAUGAUGCAUUUGCUGCUGUAUGCCAUGCAAUCAAUGAUGUGGAGGUCACUGUUCGUGCUAUUGCUGCCCGACUUCUGGGUGACUUCAAACAGGUUUCCGAUUCUUUUUUGGAUCAAACGCUUGACAAGAAACUAUUGAAUGCUAUGAGGAUGUCAAAAACACGGGAUGGUGCUUCAAAAAAACCUCAAGCAUAUGGAUCACGACGUCGGCGCUCACAAGCAACAAGCGAAUGGUCAACAGGGAAAAAAUUGGGAGAAGAUGCUCCAGUGGAAAGGUUCGAUGAAGAACAAGCUAGCAUCAUUUCUUCAGGAGCUUGUGGUGCUUUUGUUACAGCGUUGGAAGAUGAAUUUAUGAUUGUUCGACAGGCUGGUGUUUAUUCUCUGGGCCAGUUAGCCGCUGACCGUCCAUUCUUAGCAGCUGCUGCUUUAGAUCAUUUAGCCGAUAUGUUCAACGACGAAAUUGAGCAGGUGCGCCUAGAUGCUGUACGCGCCCUGACACCGCUGGUUGUCCAUGGCAUAUUGCAGAAAGAGCAGCUUGACACCAUACUGACCGUUCUUGAUGAUGCUUUGCCAGACAGUAGAGAAGCUUUGUGUGUAUUACUGUCAAGAUCAACAUUAGGUACUCCUGAUUGCCUUCGGUAUGUUGUCAAAGCACUACUCAAUUGUAUGAGAAGGUUCCCUAUUGAUCGUCAGUCAAUUUUCAAAUGUAUGAGUGAUCUUGGCCGUCGUCAUGCGACAUUCGUGCAACUCUUAUCCGAUGAACUGCUGGAAUUGCAUCCUGUUUUCGAUAUCACAGAGCCAGCAGUUGAUGACCAGUUUUAUUUGGCCAAGCUUAUAUUAAUAUUAAAUGCAGCAAGUGCUCAUGAUCCUAUAUGUUCACUAUUGCCAGCAUUUGCUGUGCGCCAUUAUAAAUUUCUGCGAUGCUCAAUGCCGCUUUUAGUACCUACAAUUGAGGCAUUUUCGGAUGACAGUACUUCUAGCACAAACAAUCUUUCUAUAAACAAAAAAUUAGCAGAAGCUGGGGAACGAACUCGUGCUCUCCUUGAGCGUACGUAUGAAAUGAUGCAAGAAGCUUCUCAAUCCCGAUCUUAUCAGCAACGAAUGAUUGAAAAAAGGCUUUUAAUCAAAGAUAUGAAUGCAUUAUGUGAAGGCGAUGAGGGAGUGGCCGGUACGGCACAAUUACUGUCUUACUUGUUAAAAAUUCUUACGCAGUGUGAACUCACUGUUAAAAUUCUUUCCUGUGGUGAUGAUUUACAAACUGCGCUCAACGCUGCUGAUGAGGGCCUCAGGCUUUUGGAGUGUGUUGGCAGUAAUUUUUCAUCUGUGGAUAAGGUAAUGUUAGCAACGCUCGAAGAAUUUCGUUUCCAACUUUCCAUUUUGCGCCUAGCAGCAUUAUUUGAUAUGAAACCUGGUGCUUACACAAAUGCAGCACAACUCGUAGAAGCGGAAAUGAUUCGAUUUAGAGAACGAUGUCAGUCAUUGGUGGUAUCUCCAAGUCAAUCCACGACUGAGGUAUUGAUUGGUAUUGAAAGGCUUUUCGCAGCAACACAAGCGAAGAAAUUCAUUAGCGGUUCAAGCCUGACUGCUUUAUUCCAGUCUCAUGCAGUUCUAUUGCAAAAGAAAUUUACAUCGCUUGGCAGCAUUUCUAUUAAAUGGGCUGAGAUUGUUGAACCAUCAGAAACUCCCAAUGAGCCACUACGUUUUGUCGUUGGAUUGCCACUUGGAAUCUCAAUAAAUAUUCUGUUGCAUAAUUUUAGCAAAAAUGACAUUUUUCAAUUCAGAAUAAAGACGGAUUAUCCGGAUCGAAGUUCGAUCUUAUUUUGCCCACGGGAAAGCGAAUUCAAAGAAAUUAGUGCACAGACUUAUCGACUUCUUUGCAAAGUGCUAGUACAGGCAGAUAAUCUGUGGUCGGAUUCAGCUCGAGUUCGUUUUGGAUGUGUGCUGAAAUCUCAACAAUUCAUGGAUGUAAUACCACCGUUAGGAAGUGGCUUUACCCGUUCAUCGUGUAUCCCCCUAGCAGAAUCACCGUUUUCAAAUAAACAAGCGGCCAUGGAAGUCCUCAUUCAACCUAUUCAAGCAAAAGCAAGUUGCUAGAAGGAUUCGUCUCUCCUGCUUUCCUAAAAUUAUCAGUUGUCAUAUAUAAAUAAACUAUGUCCUAUGUCGUUAGAGAACUAUUUUUUGAUAAUG